Messenger RNA from Trematosphaeria pertusa, 1968 nucleotides. RefSeq names its product putative ATP-binding cassette transporter. Gene Ontology annotation, molecular function: ATP hydrolysis activity; ATP binding; ABC-type transporter activity. Bases 1 to 1968 code for a protein of 655 amino acids. The record is from RefSeq and is a predicted model, not a curated record. The transcript is spliced from 3 exons. Lineage: Eukaryota; Fungi; Ascomycota; Dothideomycetes; Pleosporales; Trematosphaeriaceae. Gene Ontology annotation, cellular component: membrane.
AUGGCAUCUCCAACCAACGGAGAGACGUCCUAUUUCGCGCCCAUCACAAACGGCGAUACCUCGGCGCAAGAAAAGCACCCCAAUGAUCUUCCCGAUUUGGAGCUCAAUCCUGUGAAGAGCGCUCACCUUGUCAACGACAUAGUCCACUGCUUCGCCUGGAACAAUCUCCGCGUGGAUGUGAAGGACCGAGCUACCAAGAAGCCCUUGUCCAUCCUCACCGACUCCAAAGGCAUUGUCCAUGGCGGCGAAAUGCUUGCAAUCAUGGGUCCAAGCGGCUCCGGCAAGACUACUUUGCUUAACGCUGUCGCACAUAGAGUCGCAGCAGCGGGAGCAACUACCACCGGAGACAUCCUCGCCAACGGGCAGAAGAUCAGCUGGCAGAAGCUACGACAGCUUUCCAGCUACGUCGAGCAAGAGGAUGCCUUGAUUGGCAGUUUGACGGUGCGCGAGACCAUGCAGUUCGCUGCUGGCCUUGCACUCUCCAGCAAGACAAGCAAGACGGAACGAAUGCGGCGUGUGGACGAUCUCAUUGCGAGCUUUGGUCUGCAAGAGCAGAAGCACACAAUCGUCGGCACUCCCAUCAAGAAAGGCCUCAGCGGAGGCCAGAAGAAGCGUCUUGGUGUCGCCAGCCGCCUUGUAACCGACCCCAAGAUCCUCUUUCUUGACGAGCCUACUAGCGGACUGGACUCAACUCUCAGCUUCGAGGUCAUCAGUUACAUCAAGGAAAUUGCAAGGCGACACAACCUUAUCAUCAUUGCUUCGAUCCAUCAGCCGUCCACGUCGACCUUCAAGUUAUUCGACAAGGUAGCUCUUUUGUCGAAAGGCAAGAUGUGCUACUUUGGUCCGCUCCCAGCAGCGCACGGCUACUUCUCCAGCAUCGGAUACGACAUGCCGCCAGAGACUAAUCCCGCCGAAUUCUACCUCGAUCUCAUCAAUACCGACUUGGCUAAAGAAGGCGACAAUGUCUACGCUCGUGUGCAGGACAUCACCCAGAAGUGGGCCGAAUGCGGACCCGCUCAACGUGUUGAGACGGAGAUCGAGAAGGCCAUCGCUGCUGCGAAGACGUCGGCACACAUCCCAGACCUUACGAAGCUCAAGCCGGAUAAGCCUAGCCUAAUGGCUAUCCCGGUCGUACUGCUGCAGCGCUCGUGGAUCAAGGCAUAUCGCGACAUCGUCGCAUACUGGAUUCGUAUCUUCAUGUACCUCGGUUUGGCUAUCUUAAUGGGCACAGUGUUCCUGCGGCUUUCCCAUACUCAAGAAGACAUCCAACCCUACAUCAACGCGAUAUUCUUCGGAUCAGCCUUCAUGUCGUUCAUGGCCGUCGCCUACGUCCCCGCCUUCCUAGAGGACCUCCACACAUACCAAAAGGAGCAUGCGAAUGGCCUAGUAGGCCCCCUCUCAUUCAGCGUCGCCAACUUCUUCAUCGGCCUCCCCUUCCUCUUUCUCAUCACAGUCCUUUUCUCCAUUCCAGCUUAUUUCCUCAUCAACUUCCGCCAAGACGGCAGCGCAUUCUUCUGGUUCGUCCUCUGGCUGUUCCUCGACCUAGUCGCCGCCGAAGCACUCGUCGUAUUCAUCAGUGUCAUAUUCCCCGUCUUCGUCGUCUCGCUCGCGCUUACUGCCUUCAUCAACGGCCUCUGGAUGUGCGUCGACGGCUUCCUCGUCCCCAUGAACGUCCUCAACCCCUUCUGGAAGUACGUCUUCCACUAUAUCGACUACCAGGCCUAUGUAUUCCAGGGCAUGAUGGUCAACGAGUUCAAGACGGAGAUAUACGACUGUGCUCGCGCGGCGAACGGCGAGUUCCAUUGCAUGUAUCCGAGCGAUUUGAAUGCGGAGGGCAAGAUUCGCGGGACGGCCAUUCUGGAGAAUUUCAGGAUUAGCAUGCAUGAGGGGCAGUGGAUUGGCAUUACUAUUGCCAUCAUCGCUGGAUAUCGCAUCUUGGCUUACCUGGUGCUCAGGCUGCGCCAUUAG